CAUACUUCGCAUCCCUGUAGAUACGCGGCGAAUUUUACGCACUAGCCGGCUGGUCUGGAGAAAAAAUACCUUGUCAGUUCUGAAAAAAAACAUCUCAGUUCUUACAGCAAAAUCUUAAAACAGCGUAAAUUGUGACAAUUAACCAUUAAUAGAGGUGUUUAAGGGAGGGAGUUGCCGUCAAGGAUAUUUUGCUUUCCUAGCGCAAAAAAAAAGCAUACAAGUCAAGAGGACUUGUUGCAUUUCGGGUUUUCAUUUGGCCCUUUGACAUCUGUUUCUCCCCCUAGUGUGAUCCAGGCCUGGGCAUGGACGAGCGCACCGCCACUAUGGACCCCAGCAGUUGGAGCGGCAGCGAGAGCCCCGCAGACGACAUGGAGAGGAUGAGCGACGGGGCCGAGAAGGGCAUGGACGGGGACCCCGAAGGGGUGUGGAGCCCCGACAUCGACCAGAGCUUCCAGGAGGCGCUGGCUAUCUACCCGCCCUGUGGGCGGAGGAAGAUCAUCCUCUCAGACGAGGGCAAGAUGUACGGUCGCAAUGAGUUGAUAGCGAGAUACAUCAAACUAAGAACGGGAAAGACAAGAACAAGAAAGCAGGUCUCCAGUCACAUUCAGGUUCUUGCCAGACGGAAAUCUCGGGAGUUUCACACCAAGCUAAAGGUCACAUGUAUGGACCAGAGUGUGAAAGACAAGGCACUGCAGAGUAUGGCCUCCAUGUCCUCGGCUCAGAUCGUCUCUGCCACCGCCAUCCACAACAAGCUUGGCCUCCCAGGCUUCCCAAGACCCACCUUCCCUGGUGCGGCAGGGUUUUGGCAGGGUAUGAUAUCCACUGGCCAGCCUGGAUCCUCACAAGACGUUAAGCCAUUUGCCCAGCAGGCCUACCCCAUCCAGACAGCUGUAACGACCACCAUCUCAGCGUACGAGCCUCCCACAGCCCCCGCGCCUACAGCUCCAGCCUGGCAGGGCCGCUCCAUCGGGACCACCAAACUCAGACUGGUGGAGUUCUCUGCUUUCCUGGAGCAGCAGAGAGACCCUGACUCUUACAACAAGCACCUGUUUGCCCACAUCGGACAGACUAACUACUCGUACAGCGAUGCCCUACUGGAGGCUGUCGACAUCCGUCAGAUCUACGAUAAGUUUCCAGAGAAGAAGGGAGGACUGAAGGAGCUCUUUGGAAAGGGCCCUCACAACUCCUUUUUCCUGGUCAAGUUCUGGGCUGAUCUGAACUGUAACAUCCAGGAUGACUCUGGGGCCUUCUACGGUGUGACCAGCCAGUAUGAGAGCUCUGAGAACAUGACCAUCACCUGCUCCACCAAGGUGUGCUCCUUCGGCAAGCAGGUGGUUGAGAAGGUGGAGACGGAAUAUGCUCGCUUCGAGAACGGACGCUUUGUCUACAGGAUAAGCCGCUCCCCCAUGUGUGAAUACAUGAUCAACUUCAUCCACAAACUCAAACACCUGCCUGAGAAAUACAUGAUGAACAGUGUCCUGGAGAACUUCACCAUCCUAUUGGUGGUGACCAACAGAGAGACACAGGAGACGCUGCUGUGCAUGGCGUGUGUGUUUGAGGUGUCGAACAGCGACCACGGAGCUCAACAUCACAUCUACCGGCUAGUCAAGGAAUAAGAGACUGAGGCCUAGAUUUCAAUCAGAUCGAACGUUAACCGACAUCCGCAUAGCAGAUGUUUUGGCGGUGUUGGAGGUGUAACUGCGGUAUGAGCUGAAAUAUCGGUGAGCGGCUGCUCUUGUGUGGCAGCAACCCUCCCUUCCUUAAUAUCCCUACCGCGUUAGGAGUUCAAGGAAGUGUAGACUCUAUCGAUGUUAGAAGUCAUGACUUUCAAAUGUCAAACCGUUGAUGUUAGGCUAAUCGCAUGUUUUCAUGUUAAUUUGGAUGGGGGGGAUUUAUAGCUUAUCAGUCUAAUUCGAGUGUUUGAACUUGUAACAUUGCUGAAUGAACUUCCAACGCGGCUGUAUGGGAUUUGUCAGAUUAUAGUCGGGUGUGAUUUUGUUUCAUCCAAUGGCGGUGUCCGCAAUAAAAUAACGCAACGAGCCGCUUGUGGAUUGGACAGCUCUCUGCAGUUCCACCUCCUGACACCACCAAAACAACCGCUAUGUGGAUGUCAAUCUGAUUGAAUCUAGCCCUGACACUCAGUGUGAACGUGCUUCAUUCAGAACUGGGACAAACUAUCACUUAGAUCUCGCUAACCUGAAGGACAUGUAGCUUAUGAAGGAUGGAAGGAAGACAUUGAAGGACAGACCCUGAGUAUUGUCAGGGUUGUGGGGGAGGACACAAGGCAAGCCCCCAGUGAAACACGCCUUCAGAAUGACUUACUUGACAACCGUAUGGAAAGUGGCUGUGCCUCUACACAAAUCCCACCCACAAUGUCCUUUGGUUACAUUGUGGGUGAAGUCUAUCACGGAUAAUAUUAUCAUUAUAUUUUUGUCUUUUUAAUGUAUAUUUGUAUGAGUGCAGCUGUCAAUCUGUGGUAUAGUUGUGUCAUGUGCCAUUUUUCCAGACUAGUUCAGGUCUGUAGUGUAGAAAGUGUACAUAUGAAGGGGCAUUGCGUAACAUAGGGAGAUGUUCUGUGGAUUACAUUUGGAAACUACUAUCAGUUUCCAGCUUUUUAUACUGUAGUCAUCACCAAUGUCAACCAAUUACAGAUCAUAAUAGCCUUUCUUAAUUAGAUAAAUAGAAAAACUAUACAAACAGUUACUACAUACACUAUAAAUACAAACGUACGUGGACACCCCAUCAAAUUAGUGGUAGGCCACACAAGCUCACAGAACUGGACCGCCGAGUGCUGAAGCACGUAGCUCGUAACAAUUGUCUGUCUUCGGUUGCAACACUCACUACCGAGUUC
Oncorhynchus tshawytscha (Chinook salmon) is the source of this 2851-nucleotide messenger RNA. Its product is annotated as transcriptional enhancer factor TEF-1. Bases 303 to 1616 code for a protein of 437 amino acids. The transcript is spliced from 14 exons. NCBI's taxonomy places the organism in Eukaryota, Metazoa, Chordata, Actinopteri, Salmoniformes, Salmonidae. The record is from RefSeq and is a predicted model, not a curated record. Gene Ontology annotation, biological process: hippo signaling; regulation of transcription by RNA polymerase II; embryonic organ development. Gene Ontology annotation, molecular function: RNA polymerase II cis-regulatory region sequence-specific DNA binding; DNA-binding transcription factor activity, RNA polymerase II-specific. Gene Ontology annotation, cellular component: transcription regulator complex.